Molecule: messenger RNA, 2223 nt
Organism: Alnus glutinosa
Lineage: Eukaryota; Viridiplantae; Streptophyta; Magnoliopsida; Fagales; Betulaceae
Product: disease resistance protein RUN1-like
Exons: 6
Coding region: 1-2223 (740 amino acids)
Biological process (GO): defense response
Molecular function (GO): ADP binding
Source: RefSeq, a predicted model, not a curated record
AUGGCAAAGAAAAUGAAAUCCACAAGGCAUGAAGCCAAGUUUAUCAAGAAAAUUGUUGAAGAUAUCUCAAGAGAAUUGAGUAUCACACACUUGUUUAUAGCACUCUACCCAAUUGGAGUAGAUUCUCGGGUGCAAGACAUAAAUUUUUGGUUAAAUGUUGGAGCUGAUGAUAUUCGCAUGAUAAGAAUUUUGGGAAUGGGCGGAAUUGGGAAAACAACCAUUGCUAAAGCCAUUUAUAACCAAAUUUUUAAUGGAUUUGAAGGAAAAAGUUUUCUUGCAAAUGUUAGGGAAACUUCCAUGGAACCUAGGGGUCAGUUUCAUCUCCAAGAGCAACUUCUUUCUGACAUCUUGAAGACAAGUGAGAUAAAGAUAAGUAAUGUUGAUAGAGGAAUCAGUAUGAUAAAAGAAAGACUUUGUAAUAAAGCAAUACUUUUGAUACUUGAUGAUGUAGACCAAAUAAACCAAUUGAAUGCCAUAGCUAGAAGGCGUAACUGGUUUGAUUCAGGAAGUAUAAUUAUUAUAACAACCAGAGAUGAGCAUUUGCUAAAAGAGCUAGAAGUGGAUAGCGUAUAUACAGUUACAUCAAUGAAUGAGAGUGAAACUCUUGAGCUUUUUAGUUGGCAUGCCUUUAGGAAUUGUUUUCCUACUGAAGAUUAUAUUGACUUGUCAAGAAGUGUUGUUGCUUACUAUGGAGGAUUGCCACUAGCUCUUGAAGUUUUGGGCUCAUUCCUUUUCUCUAGGAGCAUGCCAGAAUGGAAAAGUGCAUUAGAUAAAUUAAAAAGGAUUCCUCAUGAGCAAAUUCAAAAAAAACUUAGAAUAAGCUUCAAUGGACUAUGCGACAACACUGAAAGGGAUAUAUUCCUUAACAUAUCAUGUUUCUUCAUCGGAAUGGACAAAGACUAUGUUGUAAAAAUACUAGAUGGUUGCGGUUUUUUUGCAGAGAUUGGAAUUAGCGUCCUUUUUCAGCGAUGUCUUCUUAAAGUUAAUGGGACAAACAAGUUUACGAUGCAUAAUUUGCUUCGAGACACGGGAAGAGAAAUUGUUCAUGAAAAAGACCCAAACGAACCGGGAAAAUGGAGUAGAUUAUGGCUACAUGCGGAUGCAUUUGAUAUAUUGACAAGGCACCAGGGAACAAAAGGAGUUGAAGGACUUACUUUAAAAUUUCUAGGUUUAAGUAAGGUGAAUUUAAAUUCAAGAGCAUUUAUAAAGAUGCAGAGAUUGAGAUUACUCAAACUUGAUCACAUACAACUCACUGGAAAUAAUAAACAUAUUUCCAAAGAAUUAAGGUGGCUCCGCUGGCAUGGAUUCCCUCUAAAGUUUUUGCCAAAUGACUUUUAUCUAAGAAACCUAGUUGUGAUUGACUUGCAAUAUAGUAAUCUCAUACGAGUUUGGGAAGUUCCCAAGUUGUUUGAGAAGAUGAAAAUUCUAAAUCUCAGUCACUCACAUUAUCUGAGCCAGACCCCUGACUUCUCAAGACUCCCCAAUCUUGAGCAAUUAAUGCUUGAAGAUUGUACAAGUUUGUUUGAGGUUCACUACUCCAUUGGAGAUCUUAGAAAUCUUGUUUUGGUAGAUUUUAAAGAUUGUAAAUGCCUUGAAAAUCUGCCAAAAAGUUUCUAUAAGUUGAAGUCUCUGAAAACUCUCAUUCUUUCUGGGUGUUCUAAAAUUAAUAGUUUGGAUGACGACUUGGGGGGGAUGGAAUCAUUGACAACUCUCCGUGCAGACAAAACUGCUAUAAGACAAGUGCCUUUUACCAUAGUGCAACUAAAGAACCUCAAAUAUUUAUCUCUAUAUGACGCAAUUCCCAUAGAUUUGUGGAGUUUAUCUUCUCUUCAAAUUUUAGAUUUAAGACGCAAUAGUUUUGAAAGCCUAUCGUCAAGCCUAGGUAGUCUUUCAAAGCUUCAAGAUCUUAGAUUGGAUAGUUGCAGAAAGCUUAAAUCAAUUCCAAAUUUAACGGCAAGUUUGAUUUUUCUAGAUGCAAGAAAAUGCACAAUGCUCGAUAGAAUGCCGAAUCUAUCAAACCUCUCAAAUAUGCUUGGUUUGUACCUUACUGACUGUUGCAAAUUAGUUGAAGUUCCAGGUCUGGAUAAGAGGCCGAAUCCCAUUGUAUAUGCUGACAUGGGGGGCUGUAGAAAUCUGACAUAUACUUUUAAGCAAAGCUUGCUACAGGAAUGGGCUUUAUGUGGAAUUGGUAGUAUGUAUGGCAUUUUCCUCCCUGGCAAUUAA